AUGCUCGGCCAGUCACAACGACCUGCGGUCCGCGCCAUCGGUCGCGUUCGCUGCCAGGUGAAGCCUCGCGCCCCUCGCUCUUCGCGAUUCCAGUCCACCUCCUCGGGGCCCUCGUCCGGCGCCUCAAGCAAUGCAGGCUCCCACCCAGCCCUUGUCGGGGGUCUCGCCGGUGGUAUCACCGCCGCCGCAGUUGGAUACGGCAUCUACUCCUACUCUGGUGCCAAAUCCUUCGUCGACACCAACAAGCAGGCCAAACAAUACCUUGAACAAGCCAAGCAAAAGAUCGCCGAAGCCGCUCCCGAGCCCAAUGAGUCCUACGCCUGGUUCAAGAAGACCGUCAAGCGGUACUCCAUGUUCAUUCCCGGGGCGCGCGAAUACAUCGACACCGCAUUCCGCGAUCUGGACCAGAUCCGCGAGAAGCACGGUGACGAAUUUGAAAAGAUCAUCCAGGAUGCCUACAAGGAGUUGAGCGACGUGUCGAGCAAGGGCUCUUUCGAUUCAGACACUGCCUUUUCGGCCUUCCACGUGCUGCAGAAGCACCUGGAUCGUCUGCUGGAUCUGGCAGGUGAUGUGGGUGACCAGCUCUUGGACAACCACCCCAAGGUGAAGGAGAAGAUCGGUGGAAGCUACGAGCAAUUGAAGGAGAUGGGAGAGGCAUAUGGACCCCAGGCCAAGGAGGAAGUGAACAAGACCUGGAACCAAAUCACCGAGGUGAUCAAGCGGGGCGCCAGCGUCGACGCGGUCGCCGAGAUUAAGAAAUUGAUCGAUGAGAAGAAGCAGAAGUUGCAGAAGCUCGGUGAAGAGGCGUGGCAAAAGGGUCUCGAUGAGUCGCGCCAGCAGCUCGAGAAGAACCCCAAAUUGAAGUCGCUGGUCGAGGAGAACGCGGAUGCGUUGAAACAGGGCAACUUCCAAGACCUGUGGAAGAUGAUCAAGGAGAGCGCCUCCUCUGGCAAUACCGAGAAGGUCGAAAAGUUUGUCAAGGAAAAGGUCGACCAAGCCAAGAGCCGCGGGUUUGGUGAUAUGGACCAGUGGUUGAAGGCCAUUCCCGGCGGUUCGAACAUCAUUCCUCAAUUGCAAUCUCUACAGCAGGUUGCCCAGAAGAAGGGUGGAGAGGCUGAGAAGAUCCUCAAGGAGACCUUUGAGGAAAUGCAGGACGUUCUGAAGAAGCGAAAGGAGCAGGUCGAGAAGGUUGCGGAGGAGGCCAAGGAGGAGUCCAAGUAG
Messenger RNA from Penicillium oxalicum, 1221 nucleotides. RefSeq lists its product as uncharacterized. NCBI's taxonomy places the organism in Eukaryota, Fungi, Ascomycota, Eurotiomycetes, Eurotiales, Aspergillaceae. The record is from RefSeq and is a predicted model, not a curated record. The transcript has a single exon. Bases 1 to 1221 code for a protein of 406 amino acids.